AAUCGCUUUUUAGGUAUCUUUUGGAAGUGUCCCGAGUUUCCUAUAAAUGCCAAUCUUAGGCGCGUGAAAUUGUGAGCUCAGAACUUCUCAGUGAGAGAGUGAGUGCUAAGAAGAUAAGCGCAGCCCCCAGGUGUCUGUAUCAGUGUUCAGAUUGGCCUAUAGAGAUGGCAUCACUGCAUGCUAGUUUAACAUCAGCUGUGUGCCAGAAUGGAAACCAUGCUGCUUCAGCAAAGUACCCAAGUACUGCCUUCUUGCCAGGGUUUGAUGUGGUUGGGCGGGUCUCAAGCUCAUCUAAGAAGGAAACAUUCACUUUGUCUGUUAGCUCGAGCCCUAGAGCCACAUUAACCUUUGAUCCCCCAACAACCAAUUCAGAUAAAACCCAACAAAGGAAGCAUACAGUUGAUCCUGCUUCUCCUGAUUUUCUGCCACUUCCAUCCUUUGAACAAUGUUUUCCAAAAAGCACCAAAGAAUACAAGGAAGUUAUUCAUGAACAAUCUGGUCAUGUGCUCAAGGUUCCCUUUCGACGCGUCCACCUAGCUGGGGAUGAGCCUAACUUUGACACUUACGACACAACUGGUCCUCAAAAUUACAGCCCUCGCAUUGGACUGCCAAAUCUGCGCAAAGACUGGGUUGACAGGCGGGAGAAAUUAGGUGCUCCCAGAUACACACAAAUGUACUACGCUAAGCAGGGAAUUAUAACUGAGGAAAUGUUGUUCUGCGCCACUCGAGAGAAGCUUGACCCAGAAUUUGUGAGGUCAGAGGUUGCUCGUGGGCGAGCAAUCAUCCCUUCCAAUAAGAAGCACUUGGAGCUGGAGCCAAUGAUAGUUGGAAGAAACUUUUUGGUCAAAGUGAAUGCCAACAUUGGAAAUUCUGCUGUUGCUAGCUCUAUCGAAGAAGAAGUUUAUAAGGUCCAAUGGGCAACUAUGUGGGGUGCAGACACUGUCAUGGAUCUCUCUACAGGUCGCCACAUCCAUGAGACACGUGAGUGGAUCCUACGUAACUCUGCGGUACCAGUAGGGACUGUACCUAUCUAUCAAGCGCUUGAAAAAGUGAAUGGAAUUGCUGAAAACCUUACCUGGGAAGCUUUCAGAGACACCCUGAUUGAACAAGCUGAGCAGGGUGUAGAUUACUUCACUAUUCACGCUGGGGUUCUGCUACGAUACAUCCCACUAACAGCGAAGCGAAUGACAGGUAUUGUCUCACGUGGAGGAUCCAUUCAUGCAAAGUGGUGCUUAGCUUACCAUAAGGAGAAUUUUGCAUAUGAGCACUGGGAUGACAUACUUGACAUCUGUAAUCAAUAUGAUGUGGCCCUGUCAAUCGGAGAUGGGCUAAGACCUGGGUCCAUUUAUGAUGCAAAUGACACUGCUCAGUUUGCAGAGCUCUUGACUCAGGGAGAACUGACCAGAAGAGCAUGGGAAAAGGAUGUACAGGUCAUGAAUGAAGGGCCUGGACAUAUUCCAAUGCACAAGAUUCCUGAAAACAUGCAAAAACAGCUGGAAUGGUGUAAUGAAGCACCUUUCUACACUCUUGGUCCUUUAACUACUGACAUCGCCCCUGGAUAUGAUCACAUCACCUCUGCAAUUGGUGCCGCCAACAUUGGAGCUUUGGGCACUGCUCUUCUGUGUUAUGUAACUCCGAAAGAACACCUUGGGUUGCCAAACCGAGAUGACGUGAAGGCUGGAGUUAUAGCAUAUAAGAUAGCUGCUCAUGCAGCUGAUUUAGCCAAAGGUCAUCCACAUGCUCAAGCCUGGGAUGAUGCAUUAAGCAAGGCGAGAUUUGAGUUCCGGUGGAUGGACCAAUUUGCUUUGUCAUUGGACCCUAUGACUGCUAUGUCCUUCCAUGAUGAAACCCUGCCGGCAGAAGGUGCCAAGGUAGCCCAUUUUUGUUCCAUGUGUGGACCUAAAUUCUGCUCUAUGAAAAUAACAGAGGAUGUGAGGAAGUAUGCUGAGGAGCACGGCUAUGGAAGUGCUGAGGAAGCUGUGCAACGUGGGAUGGAUGCUAUGAGUGCUGAGUUUCUGGCUGCUAAGAAAACUGUCAGUGGAGAACAACAUGGUGAAAUAGGUGGAGAGAUCUACUUGCCAGCAAGUUCCUUGAGUUCCUCAGAGAGUUGAAGGAUCAAAGCUCUAGCUAAAAUAUGGCUAGGAUGUCAGGCAGGUCAGGCUGAGACAGUCCCUUUGAACCUGAACAGGAUAAUGCCUGCGUAGGGAGCGUGCAUUUUCUUUUUGCCUGUUUUUUUUUCUGUGCUUGCACAGGGGGGGAAGCUUCUAUCCAUGGUUCGGGAUUCCUGAUCCAUGUGAGGCAGAUUCAAUCUCAUUGCCAGGCUGAUAUAAGUCGUGGGGCUGGGAAGUAGCUGAAACUGGCUUCCAUGUUUCUUCUAUGCUCCAUCAUAAGAGUCUGAGGAACAAAAUGAAUGAUAAAAUGUCCGCAAAUGGCCAUAUAUAGUAUAUACAUUGACUUUGUCUAGUCUCUGACAUAGGCUUAUAAGAUAAAUAUACAUACCAUCUUAUUAACCUUGCAAUUUAUCAUGAAAACGAAACUAGAAUAUUCAUUUUGAAUUUUAAUGUUAUUGAUGAGGGCAACGAUUUAUUUA
Juglans microcarpa x Juglans regia is the source of this 2590-nucleotide messenger RNA. RefSeq names its product phosphomethylpyrimidine synthase, chloroplastic. Gene Ontology annotation, molecular function: carbon-carbon lyase activity; iron-sulfur cluster binding. Lineage: Eukaryota; Viridiplantae; Streptophyta; Magnoliopsida; Fagales; Juglandaceae. The transcript is spliced from 7 exons. The record is from RefSeq and is a predicted model, not a curated record. Bases 165 to 2111 code for a protein of 648 amino acids. Gene Ontology annotation, biological process: thiamine biosynthetic process.